Molecule: messenger RNA, 1506 nt
Organism: Lasiodiplodia theobromae
Lineage: Eukaryota; Fungi; Ascomycota; Dothideomycetes; Botryosphaeriales; Botryosphaeriaceae
Product: F-box domain containing protein
Exons: 1
Coding region: 1-1506 (501 amino acids)
Molecular function (GO): protein binding
Source: RefSeq, a predicted model, not a curated record
AUGGACCCUCAGGCGGACUCUCGAAUCGCCAAGCUCCCGCAGGAGCUCAUCGACCGCAUUGUCGACUUCCUGCCCACAGUGACCCUGGGUCACGUUCGUCUGACCUGCAAGCUCAUGGAGCACCAUCUCUUCACCUACUUCUCCAAGCAUUACUUCACCAAAAAGCAGUUCAUGGUAACCGAAGCCAGUCUGCAAGCAUUGGUCGACAUCUCAGAGCAUCCUGCCCUUUCGCCAUGUCUCAAGCACCUCAUCAUUGGCCUUGACCAUUACGUUUUCUGGUCUAGAGCCCUGGCCCCAGCACUGGAUUAUACAGUAUUCAUACAGCGCAAGGGAGCUGCCGAGUCACAGCGGCGCAUGUUCACCACAGGCCGGGCGGUAAGUCUGUUGGCUAGGGCUCUGAGCAACCUCCGCAACCUGCAGACACUCGAUAUUCGGGACUUCAAUUCACAAACGCGGGUCCGAGAUUCAGAGACCGGCUCGGGGGCAUGGAGAAGCUGGGGUGCUCCUACCCUCGAGGCUCAAGGCCAUGAGUUGGCUAUGAGUGACGGCAACAACACUACCAAUACGGACGAUUAUUUCCACAACCGAGUUUUCCAGGCGGUCCUCGGUGCCAUGGCUAACUCAUCCGGCCGACCCAAGGCACUUAUGGUCAUACUAAGACACAGGAUCCGCGGCCUGAAUGAUUGUGCGUUUGGUCUUGAUCAGUGGAUGGAGGAAAGCAUCGCCCCAGCCUUGGAAAGCCUUCAGACCCUUCAUCUCGAUGUCCUUCUCGAUAAUCAAACACACACAUUCAUCACGGAUGCCCAGCCCUUUCAGGAUAUCUUCGACAUGUCGAACACCCGUAUCAGACAUUUCCUUUCCCGUACUCGAAACGUCACAUCGCUUCGGCUGAACUUCCAGAACACACCUACACAACUGAGCUUCAGACUCAUAAACUGGCUGUCCACGCUACCUGGCACGGAUCCAGUCGCAAAUCGAUUGCCGUGGAUCUCACCAUGCGACCUUGAAACCCCGCCACCGUGGGAUGAGUACAAUCCAGCCCCUGUGGCGUUGCCCCUCACACAGCUGGAUCUAGGCGCGGCGCACAUCAGCACUAGCACACUGCGAAAGCUCUUCCGGAAGUUCCACCAGCUCAAGGGUCUCAGCUUCUUCAAUGUGACGCUCUAUCCCUCAUCCUUACAAUCUGGAUCUCGAAGCCGUGUCAACCUAUGGUCCGAUAUGUUCCGAGAGCUAUCGGCUGAUCUCCCUCCGAACUUGAAGUCUUUGAACCUCCGCCGACUGAAACAGGCAGACACUGAGAACUUGAACAUAUCUAGCCUUUUUGUCAAGUUUGAUGAGCAGCCAUCGAAAGAGGUCGCAGUUUCGAAGAAAAGCUUGGAACAGCUGGCUGAGGCUACCACGGUGGAUUGGCCAGUCAUUCGGAGCAACAACUAUUCUGGAGAGGAUAGCGAGAACGAGGACGAGGACGAUGACGGAUAUGGUGACGGGAAUGACGAUUUGAUUUAG